AUGGAUUCAGAUCUUGAAGUCACAGAGCUGGACUCACCUGUUCAGAGCUCAGAUGAUUCGGACCUGGUGCUCCUCUUGGUCCCCACUGGAAGGCGUCUGAUCUCAGGUCUGCUGGGUUUGAAUGUGGUUGUGCUGGGGUCAGCUCUGGUGGUGGGACAUGCUUUAAACCCCGCAGGCCUGAGGAACCAGGAGCCCCGGGUGUUGAUACUGCUGCUGAUGGGGGUCAGCCUGGUCUGGAUGCAGUGGUACCUGCUGUGCGCUCGGAGAAAGCCUGGACUCUGCGUGCACAAAGACCACCACGCCGGGGGGAUCCCAGUCACGUGUAAACCUCUUUGUAUCUCAUCAACUAAAGUUGGUCUGUGUGGUUUUUGUGUGUAAUGAAACGUGUAUUUCCUCUCCCGCUCCGGUCCAGCCGUCCUCAUGGUCUUUGCUGCGUUCAGUCUGCUGCUCUACGUCUGCAGGAUCGGGUAUUUCAUCAACACCAGGGAGUGUAAACCUGCUGCUGAAGUCCUCUCUCCAUUCAUAGAGGCUCCUUUCCUCAUUCUGCAGGUAUUUCUACCUUCAUCCUGGUGAAAAAACAGCAAAACACAGACUCAAGCGGUCUUUGAGUAGAUUCAGAGGAAUUUAUAGUUCAUUUUUGCACGUUGAAUUACUUGAUUGAAGUGUGCACUCACAACAACACUCUAAGGUGGUGCAUCAUGACCGUAACACAAAUUAUUCUGAUUUGCACAGAGCAAAGAUUAAGAAGUUAUAUCCUCAAUAUAGAAGAAAGUGUCCUGAAGUUCUUAGAACUUUACAGGAAUAAAACUGAACGUAAAGAAACCAGGAGAGUUACACUACUAAUCUUCAAACUAACCAAGUGUUUUUUCUUGUUUCUGGAGUAAAAAAAAAAGGUAUUUUCAGAUAUAAGCAGUACAAAUAAGACUGUAAUUGAUAUUGAGUGUGUAAUUCUGCAUGUGCACAGAGCAAACUGUACCCGUUGACCUCCUUUUAAUGAUGCAUUAUUCCACGAAACCUAAAAAAGUCAAAUUUACAGACUACAUUUGCAGAUAUUUUCGAUCAUCACAAUCGAUUCAGACUUCAAUUUUUGCACCUAAUGUCUUGAAAUAAGAUUUAUAUCUGAACUUGUCUUAAACAAAGUCUUAUGCGUCAAAAAUCCGAUUUUUAAAUUCACUAAGAUUUGAGUUUUUGCAGCGUGUUACAACUUUUGGAGAAGUGGAACCAGCUUCUGAACAGAGACGAACAAACGUGCGUUUAAUCAGGAGCUCAUAUUACCUUUGUUCAGCUGCAGCCAUAAAACUAAUAUCUAUUACAUAAGCCUAAAGGAGCAUAAAUACAGACUAAUUAAAAUCAAACAGGCCGCUGAUCGUGUCAGGUACUCAACUUAAUAUAUAAAAACUUAAUAAAUGUUUACACUUAGGCAACACGACACCAGAGGGGGCGCUGUUGUACCUGCAGCUGUUGAGCUUGGCUUUGUUGUUGCUUUUUAGCGUGACCCUCAUAGCAGCACAGAGUCGUGGUCAGGAGUCAAACGAGCAACCGCCGCCAGGAGGACUUCAGUCUCUUUAUACGGGACACCAGCACCCCAAACUGAGGAGUUACAGUAAAGCUCGCGACUUUUAAAGACGUCAGAUUUGUGCCCCAAAAUUUUCACCUUCAUGCCGAGUAUCAAAAAAGUGCUUUUCAACCAAAAGUACCAAGAACUUUUACUUCCAGGGACGUCUCUUUUUAAGGUCUGUACCGCAACCGGUCACCAGGGGGAGCUCUAAAAGUUCUGUUACUCUUGACAUAGACUAUAAUAAAAAUAAUCCACGCUUUCAUUUUUCCAAGGCUGGACUUCUGUAACUCUAUCCUUCCUGGUUUAAAUAAGAAAUCACAUCACUCCAGUUUUAGCCUCCCUUCACCGGCUUCCUGUCAGUUUUAGAAUUGAAGAAUUUAGAUUUUAUUGAUUACUUUAAGGCUCUUAAGGGACUUACUCUGAGCUACAUUUCAGAGCUUUUAAUACCUUAAGAGCCAACUCUCAGCCUCAGAUCCUCUGUUGAAGUCCUCCUGGUCGUUCCAAAGUCGAGACUCUGAACUAAAGGUGAUCGAUCUUUCUCCACCAGAGCUCCUCGACUUUGGAACGACCUGCCAGAGGAGAUAAGACGAACAGCAGAGACAGACGCCACUUUAAAGUCAAAUUUAAAAACUCACUUUUACAGACUUGAUGCUGUCUUUCAUAUUUUAUCUUUGUCUUAUUUCGACUUACUGUCUUUUUAGCUUUUGUUUUACUUAUAAUCUUUUCUUCUUUAACCUUUUAGGCCUUUUAUUGAUUUUAUUAUUUUUUUCCUGUUUGCUCCUCAUGGUCUCAUUUUAUGUCGUAGGGUUCUUGUAUUGACUGGGUUCCUUAUGACAAAUGAAACUGGCCUUAAAUUCGGAGGCCUUGUUUUUAACUGAGCUUUUGUUUUUAUUUCCAUGUGCUGAUUUUUUGCGCUUUACGACCUUUUGUCAAAGCUUCUGUUUUUAAAAGUGCUUCAAAAAUAAAUUUAUAAUAUUAAUAAGUUUUUUUAAUCAUUAUUUUUAUUAUUAAGUUUUUUAUUUAUUCUGCAUUUAGUGUAAGUAUUGUCACAGUUUUUGUAUUUGUAGAUUGAGUACUGUGUUUUAUUGAUGCUGCCUCUGUUUUUUUUAAUUUCCCACUGGGAUUAAUUAAGUAUCUCUCUCUCUCUCUCUCUCUCUCUCUCACUCUCUCUAUAAACCGGCGUACCCCAGGGCUCUGCUUUGGGACCACUGUUGUUUACAUUUCAUAUUGUAUGGUCAGCUGUUACAAGAAAAGACAUUUCCACUGUCAUGUCGUAUUUGUGCAGAAGUUGUGUGUAUAUAUUCACAUCCUUUGGCAGAUAAAUUGUUUGCUUUAAGAUGCCGUAAGAAUAAAAUGAAAUGAAACUUAAAAAUGAAACUCCUCUGUCUCUUCUCGCAGACGUAUCUGCUGUGGGCUCACUCCAAAGACUGCAUUCAGAAACUGAAGAUAAGCAGCAGGUGAAGCGCUCGGUACUUUCACAGUGAUGUUUGAAUACUUCCCGAUGUCUGAGUGUGUUUUACUCGCUGCAGGUCUGGUCUGAUGGUGAUCCUCUCAGCUGAUCUGCUGCUGUGGUUGAACGCAGUGACCGAGGACACCAUCCACGAGGAGAUGGAGUUAGACAAACAGGGCAGUCUUCAUCUCAGCGUCAAAAACUCCUCUUUAACCCAAGUUCCUGAUCCAGCAGGUAGUCCAGAUUGAAGUUAGAGUGACUGUCCUGACCUGGGAAAAAAAGUUACUCUUUGAUUUUCGUCUUUCAGGAUUCGCCAAUUCGACGCUCUGCCGCUGCAGUGCGAGUGCAUCCUGCCUCGCCUUUAGGAAAGCUAUCGAGAUCCUGUACCCCUUCCACUUGGAGUACUACCUGAUGGUGGGCUGCAUGAUCUAUGUGAUGUGGAAGAACGUGGGCCGCAGGAUGAGUCCAAGUGAGCCCCACGUGGCUCAGAAGCUGACUCUGAAUGUGGUCUAUGAAGGUGGGAUCUUCUACGGCCUGGUGUUUGGAGGUCUGGUCCUCCUCACAGGGAUCAUCAUCUUCAUCCUCUACCAGGUGUACGUGAGCCGGCCUCACCUCCACCACACCGCCUUCCUCUUGUUCUACGCCUACCACCUGGUGGUCCUGCCGGUCAUGUCCCUGUGCUCGCUGGCCGGGAUGCUGAUCCACACGCUGGAGAGGAGGGCGAGCGAAGGGGGACACAACCCGACCCGCAGUCUGGAUGUGACUCUCCUGCUGGCGGCGGCUCUGGGUCAGCUCGCCCUCUCUUACUUCUCUCUGGUGGCGGCCCUCGCUGUGGGGACCGAGGGGCCUCUGGGGGACCUGGACCUGUCUUACUCUCUGCUCAGUCUGCUGGAGCUCAUCCUCCAGAACAUCUUCAUCAUUAAAGGGCUUCACAGACACCCGAGCCUCCUGGCAAAGACGAGAGAGAAGCGGUGGAGUAACAUAUUCAAGGUACCAGCAGGUUUUUAGCCCUCGUUAGGACUUAGUGAGAGGAGGUUUCAAGUAUAAAGACUGUCUGAGAAGUUUUCAGGUAUUACUCAGACCUUUCACUUUGCCCUCUAGUGGAUCAAAUCUGUAACUACACUCAGAUAUCCACUUAAGCCCAAAAUUAUUCAUACCCCUGUCAAUCAUCUCAGAUUUGACAAGUCAAGUCAAGUCAACGUAAGACUUGCCAUGGCAAAGACAAAAGAGCUCAGUGAGGACUUGUGAGCACACUUUGUAAAUGCCAAAAAGGAAGGAAAAGGGUACAAAAAAAUGCCAAAUAAUUUCAGGUGCGAGUGGCGACGGUGCAAAGAAUCAUAGUACCAAAAUUUCAAACAGUCAAAAACCUCAAAGGUCGUAGUCGGAAGUCAUUAGCGUCACCUCGGCUUAUCAGAAAGAUCAAGUGAGAUGUUGAAAACAAUCCAAGGACGACGACCAAGGCUGUCCUGAAGGAACUGAGCGUGAGUGGUGUGACUCUAUCGAGGCAGACACUCCAGUGGACACUGCACCAAGAUGGUCCAAAUGGACGCCGACCAAGAAAGAACCUCUGCUUCAACCAAAACGUGUAAAAGCUCGUCUGACCUUUGUCAAGACGUACCUAGAGAAGGAGGAAAGCUUCUGGUCAUCUGCUCUGGUCAGAUGAAACAAAAUUGAGGCCUUCAAGCUAAAGACCAAAGUCCCCUCUGUGAAAUAUGGAGGUGGAAGCAUCACGCUGUGGGGCUGCUAUUCUCUAAACGGGCCUGGCAACUUAUUUAAAGUGGAAGGCACCAUGAGGAAAGAACAUUUUAUCAAGAUACUCAAAGAGGGCCUCGAGCAGGCAGCAGAGAACCUGAACCUGGGGGAGUGUUGGACCCAUCAGCAGGACAAUGAUCCGAAGCAUACAGCCAAGGUGGUGAAGAAAUGGUUCCAGGACUAUGAUGUUGAUAUUAUGAAGUGGCCAAGUCAGAGUCCUGAUCGAGAACCUAUGGGUGGAGCUCAACAAACGGGUGGCGUUUCCACAAAAAACCUCCAACCUCAAGGAUCUUGAAACGUUUGCAAAGAAGGAAUGGUCCAAAAUUCCUGGAGAUACUUGCAAAAAGUUUGUGAGGAAUUACAAAAAUCAUUUGGAGGCUGUUAUGAAAAAUAAGGGGUUUGUAAUUCAUUAUUGAGACGGUAUGAAUAAUUUUGGGCUUAAGUGGAACUUGCUCUGAUUGGAAACACACCUGUAAAGUUACUGACUUGUUGAAAACAUCUUUAAUUGGCAGGAAGAUUUUUCCUCCAGGUGGUUUUUUUUUAGGUUUACAGAACUUUUUCAGAAGUUUGAUGUCCCGACUGUCUCGCAGCCUAAGAAGAAGUUUACCGACUCGGUGCAGGAGGAGAAGAAGACAGAUUUGUCUCUGCUGGAGGGGAAAACAUCAUCUGCUGUUCAAAAGCAUGAUGGGAAAAAAACCUGGAAGAAAACGGCGAUUCAAGAACUCUGCGCCUUCCUCAUCCUCUCUAAUGUCAUGGUACGCUCGUGUAUUUUUAUGUUACAUUUUAGAUUUUUGCAGGAAUAAACUGACUCUACGUUUCGUCCUCUUGCAGCUGUGGAUCAUUCCUGCGUUCGGAGUCCAUCCUCAGUUUGAGAACGGGUUUGGGAAACGGUUCUUCGGCUUCUCCGCCUGGUUCGUUCUGGUGAAUCUGGUUCAGCCGCUCGGUGUCUUCUACAGGAUGCACUCAGUGGGAGCUCUGAUGGAGCUGCUGCUCAAUGCAUGA
Messenger RNA from Xyrichtys novacula (pearly razorfish), 5762 nucleotides. The record is from the annotation of a GenBank genome assembly. Lineage: Eukaryota; Metazoa; Chordata; Actinopteri; Labriformes; Labridae.